GUUCAGUCACCGGUCUGAGUCGAAAUAACGUGCGAAACUGCGAUUUUAACAUCUUCCCGAAAAUUUCUGGUGCCAAAAUGUCAAACCCUAGCGCACUCGUGAGGUGACCGGUGAUGCUUUGAUCUGAAAUAUGCACAAGUUCCUUCUUUGAUUACGCUUCUGAGUGUGGCGAUGCUUCGAGAAAAAAAAUGAGGACCAGGAGAAUGUCUGGAGAUGAUUGCCAUCCUAGAGCUUGUGCUGGGAAGAGGAUCCCCAAGGGCUGCAAGAAGUAUAGGAAGAAUCCGGAGAAUGUUGUUGUCAUUGAUGUAGAUGGUGAUGAUCAUCCAGAUGUAGUGAUUAUUGAUGUCCCUGAUUCUUUCAAGCACAAGGUACGAGAUUCCGCUGCACCUAGGAAGGAAAGGAAGGUUCCAUAUCAUAAGGUUAUUAGCAUUGAUGAUGAGGACAGUGAUGUCGACCACCCAGGCUUUACUGAUCCAGGUGUUAGUGAGUUGGAUAGUGAUGCUACAUCUAGCAAAAGAUCCUUUCCCUCGCCAGACAUCUCGGGGAAUCAUGUAGAUAGUGUUAAUCAAUUUCAUAAUUUUCAAGCGGAGAAGUCUUCAUUCAAGUUGUCAAAGUGCCAGAAGUCUCGCACCGGAAAAGCUCCUUGCAGAAACCGCUAUGGGUUAAGUCCUGAAUCAGAGGAUGGUUUGUCUGAAAGUGAUUGUUCCGAUUGUGAGGUGCUGGAAGGUUCAUUUGAGGAGCUUCGUGAGCAGUGGGAAAAGGCUUACUCAAAGCGAAGGCAUGGGAGUUUUAAUUGCAGAUAUGGCACAGAGGACCAGGCUAGCACUUCCAAUUUUCAUGGAGGUGCUCGCACUAAUGUUGGAGUAGACUAUAGGGAUGACUUUUGUCCUGGAGACCCAAUAUCUUCGUUUUCAACUUACAACAAAGAUGCGGGGAACCUAUCUCACGAUAAUGAUGACCAUGUGGAUUUCCGGGAAAGAGGAUGUUCCCAACCUGAUCAGGAGAAUGCUUGCUUGAGAUCUGAGACAAAAGAGCAAGAUCAGUUUGUCCCUGUACAUGGAAAUGGAGAAGAGACAUUUAGAGAUAAAGAUCAAGCUCAUGCUGAGCACAGAAAUUCGAGCAAUAAUAGUAUGGAUUUCCAUUGUGAAGACCAAAGUCCUAAAGAUGCAUAUUGGUGGUUUAAUAUGGAAGGUGAUAAGCAAGAUGAUUGUACAGGAGAAAGUUCUGAGGAAAGUGAGGAGAGAAAUACGGGAGCAUCUUGUCCCCGCUCUCCUGUGUCAGCAAAUUGUGAUGAUAAAGAGCCUGAUUUAAAUAGGAGUCAGGCACCUGGUGAAGCAAAUGUACCUGAGAGAGUUCUGAGGGAUCGUCAUGAUGUGAGUAACAGUUCUUCUCCAAAUGAAACGCAUUAUGAGAGAGCUGCUAGCUAUAACGAAGAACUUCUUGGGGAUCAAUCAGUGCAGAAGUCCAGAUUAUCUGAUGAAAUAGAUGAGACAAAUGGUGAGAUUGAUGGAGAUCUUCUGAGAAAGUCAUCAGCAAACUGCGAUCCCAAAGAGAGUCAUGAAGCAGCUUGGGGAAAACCAGAACACCUUGUGGAGAGAACUUGUUCAAUGAAGGAUCAGGACCCAUUUGUUACAUCAACAUCGAAAACUAAAUCUAAUGAGGAAACGGGUGGUAAAGGUUCGCUUAUUACGCAGGAUAGCAUUAUAAAUGGACGAGAAAAGCUGAAGGAGACGGAUGAAUACAGGCGAGCACAGGAGGAGGAAUGGGCUUCUCGAAAGCAGCAGUUGCAACUACAGGCUGAAGAAGCCCAGAGGUUGCGAAAGAAAAGAAGAGCUGAAACUCUACGCAUGCUAGAAAUGGAAAGGAGGCAAAAGCAACGUGUGGAGGAAGUGAGGAAGACACAAAAGAAGGAUGAGGAGAACAUGAACUUGAAAGAGAAACUACGUGCUGAAAUAAGAAAGGAGCUCACAAAAUUGGAAAUGUCUUGCAUUGAUAUGCCGUCAUUACUCCGUGGCUUGGGGAUCCACGUGGAAAGCAGCUCUGUUCCACUUGAGGUGCACUCUGCUUACAAACGCGCCCUCCUGAGAUUCCACCCCGACAGAGCAUCAAGAAAUGACAUCCGGCAGCAGGUUGAAGCCGAGGAGAAGUUCAAGCUAAUUUCCCGCAUGAAGGAGAAGUUUCGGCUGACAUCUUGUCAUUAGAACACUGAGCUGACAUAUUGUUUCGUUCAGAAAUCGGCAGGUCCUGACAGCGGUUACAUGUCUCAAAGCCCUUUCAAACUUCUUGUUUUCUAGGACAUGCCAAGAGUUAGCAAAUUUUUGUUAAUAUAUACCCUUUCUCAGAAGAGAAAAUGUCUUUGAUGAAAAUGAGCCGGGGGAGAAAAUGUCUGCAAAGAAAAUGAGCCGUCCCGCCUUAUAUCCUUACUUGCACCGGGAAAAAAUUUUCUUAUACAAGAGUUGUGCUCAAAACUGUGUUGUGUCAUCUGUUGUGCAUGUAGAUGUGACUUGAACUGCUUCUGUUCAUUCCUUUGGAUCCGAAUCGAGGGGGAAAAUUAUUUCGUAUCUCGGACAUUUUCAUGUCUCAAUCAUCUGGUUUAUUAAGUCGCAAAAUCGACUGGAACCACAACACUUCGAGUUUUGCAAGUGACUUUUUUAUUGAGCUCGGGAAUAUUUUGCUGUAUUGUAUGCUUAAUAGCUCUUUACA
Punica granatum (pomegranate) is the source of this 2703-nucleotide messenger RNA. Lineage: Eukaryota; Viridiplantae; Streptophyta; Magnoliopsida; Myrtales; Lythraceae. The record is from RefSeq and is a predicted model, not a curated record.